Molecule: messenger RNA, 2381 nt
Organism: Gadus macrocephalus (Pacific cod)
Lineage: Eukaryota; Metazoa; Chordata; Actinopteri; Gadiformes; Gadidae
Product: zinc finger MYM-type protein 1-like
Exons: 2
Coding region: 1617-2312 (231 amino acids)
Molecular function (GO): protein dimerization activity
Source: RefSeq, a predicted model, not a curated record
UGUCACUCAAAGAGCGACAGACACGCCCACGCGCACACGGAGCAGACAGAAAAAAACAACAACGAGAAGACAAGAGGAGACAUGGCGACAGCAAACGAAAAUUCGGUUGUUUCGUUACGCAGUAAUCCUUUCUCGAGGCGUUCGGUGGAGGAAAAAAAAAGAAUAAAGGAGCUUGGACCGGAGCAGCCUGAUAUACAAAUCCAGCAGCAGGCAAGUGACAGGGGAAGGAGUUACACUAGAGGCUUCUCUCGUUUGUGUUACACCAAACACAGUUGGCUAGCUGGAUGUGGAGUUAGCAAUGCUCUCUAUUGCUUUCCAUGCUUGCUUUUUCAAAGUGUUGGCAGUGGCACUGAAGCUCUGUGGACAACAACUGGGGUCAGAGACCUGAAACAUCUCUCUGAAAAAUGCAAACGGCAUGAAAGUAGCCGUAGCCACCUUGACAACAGCAUGAAGCUACAGUUUUUUGGCCGAGUUAGCAUUGCUGAACAAUUAGAUGAGGGCUACAGAGUUGGCAUUAGAAGGCACAAUGAAGAGGUGACAAAAAAUCGUCACAUACUGUCCAGGAUAAUAGACUGUGUGAAAUUUUGUGGGGCCUUUGAAUUGGCUUUACGUGGCCAUGAUGAGAGUGAGAGCUCUGUCAACCCCGGGAUAUUUCGUGGGCUGGUGGAUUUUGUUGCCUCUCUGGAUGGAGCUUUGAAAGAGCACCUUGAGACUGCCACUGUUUUUAAGGGUACUUCAAAAACUGUCCAAAAUGAGCUCCUGGAUUGUAUGUUGUCUGUUGCAAGGGAGCAAAUAAUUAAAGAAGCUCAAAAGAGUGUUUUUGUAUCAAUCCAGGCAGAUGAGACAACAGAUAUUUCAACACAGACCCAACUUGUGCUUGUACUACGCUACAUUGAUGACAAACACAGUGUGCAGGAAAGAUUUUUUGAGUUCAUUCCUCUGCAGUCAUCUACUUCUGAGUCCAUUGCUACUGCAUUAAAAGAGCGUCUUGCUGCCAUCAUUCCUGAGGAUCAGAAAAGCAAGCUAAUCUGCCAGGCAUAUGAUGGAGCCAGUGUGAUGAGGGGUGCCAAUGCAGGUGUUCAGAGGAAAAUCAAAGAUGAGUACCCAAAUGCCCACUAUAUCCACUGCUAUGCACACCAACUCAACCUGAUCAUGCAACAGGCCACCUCUCACAUUUCCAAGGUGCGAAUUUUUUUUUCUGACCUGGGUGGAUUUGCCAGCUUUUUUUCCAGAUCACCCAAGCGUACAGCUGUUCUUGCUAAAAUGGUGGCCCAUAGACUGCCAACAUCCAGCAAUGUCAGAUGGAACUUUCACAGCCGAGCUGUCAACACUGUGUUUGAGCACAGACAGGAUCUCAUUCAGUGUUUUGAGAACAUACGCGACUCGGGUGACUUUGACCCCAAAACCAUGAGAGAGGCAGGAGGCAUGGCCAUGCUGCUGGAACAUCAGGAUUUUAAGUUCUUUCUGGAACUUUUUCACCACAUCAUGCCACAUGUGGACCUCCUCUAUGCCAAGCUCCAGAAGAAGAACAUAGAUGCAGUCCACAUCAAAGGGAGCAUCCAGCAGUUUGAACAGGACAUACAAAUCAUCAGGUAAUAAGUAUUCCUAUCAGUAAUAUGAUCAUCACAUUUUUCAACAUUAUCUCUUUUCCCCUUUUUGAUUAUUAUUAUGACUUCUCACACAGAAAUUCUCGCCAUUCCAUGGGUGAGCAAAGCAGUGGUUCUCUGACAGCAAAGAGGCGUCGGGUACUCAGUUCAGAGGAUCGUCAAAAUGUUGCAGAAGAGAUCUGCAACACCAUUCUGGGACACACCAGGGAGCGCUUCUCCUUCACCGACCAUCUUGUCUGUGCAACCUUGCUGCAGGGGGACAGGUUUGAGGACCAUCAGGGGGCAUUUCCUGAAGAGACACUACAAAGCACGCUGAAGGCCUACAAAAUGCUGAAUGGAAGCAAACUGAAGACAGAGCUCAGUCUCAUCUACAGCAAAGUAGAGUUCAGAGCCUGUUGUGGUGCAGUGGACCUGUUCCAGCUGUUCAUGGAAAACAAUCUUGAAGAUGUCUUUUCAGAAACUGUCACUCUCUUAAAGAUCCUCAUCACCACACCCAUGACCACAGCUGAAGCAGAGAGGUGCUUCUCAACCUUGAAAAGAGUGAAAACCUUCCUCAGAAACACCAUGACCCAGGAGAGGCUGAAUGCACUGGCCAUGCUCUCCAUGGAAAAGAGACUUGUUUGUGAAAUGACAGAUUUCAAUCAGAAAGUCAUUGAAAAAUUUGCUGGCCUGAAGGAGAGGAGAGCAAAAUUUAUGUUCAAGUAGUUUAUUGUUGUGUUGUAAUCCCCGCCCGCCAGUGCGCCCCCCCAGAUUUUUUUAGCACCAGCCGCCACU